This is a messenger RNA of Dibothriocephalus latus, 252 nucleotides long. Lineage: Eukaryota; Metazoa; Platyhelminthes; Cestoda; Diphyllobothriidea; Diphyllobothriidae. The record is from the annotation of a GenBank genome assembly.
AUGGAACCGAAACUGGGACACACACCCACGUCCACAGGCCGAAUGUGGACCUAUGUCACUCUCUUCUCCCUGCCAGAACGAGUCACCAUCACCACUACCACUACCACCACCAGUUGGGGUUGUCUGCCCGACAGCGUUCAGCCUCUUCAGUCCAAGCGACAGUGUGUGGUGGUGAUGGUGGUGGUGGUGGUGGUGGUAGCGGUACUAAUGAUGGACGAAUCGAGCGCAGGCGCACGCGUGCGAGCGCGCGAU